Molecule: messenger RNA, 749 nt
Organism: Aphidius gifuensis
Lineage: Eukaryota; Metazoa; Arthropoda; Insecta; Hymenoptera; Braconidae
Product: paired amphipathic helix protein Sin3a-like
Exons: 2
Coding region: 5-718 (237 amino acids)
Biological process (GO): negative regulation of transcription by RNA polymerase II
Cellular component (GO): chromatin
Molecular function (GO): transcription corepressor activity
Source: RefSeq, a predicted model, not a curated record
ACAUAUGAUAAUAAAUCCACAAUUAAUUGUUGGUUUAAUUGCAUUUCAAGUACCAGCUGCAAUUUAUAAAAUUGACGUACAAGGUUAUGCUUAUCAAGUAUCAGUCAGUAUACCAAGUGAACAAUCACAUUGUACAGUUGUAUCACCACCAAAUCAACAACCAAAAGUACCAUCUGUUAUCCAAAUAAUGUCAAGUGGUGGUAAUAUUCAUCAUUCAAUGGCAAAUAAUAUAUCAAACAGCAUGAAUAGAAAUAACAUGAAUAUUCAUCCACCAUCACCUGAGCCAUUACCGUCAUUUAAUAAUUCACAUGUAACAUCAGCUCAUGCACAAACAGUUGGUAAUCAAGCACCAAGUCCAGUACAAGAUGGUGCAUCAUCAAGUUCUGUAACAUUACAAAAUAAACUAUCUGAAAUUGAUCAUGCUAUUAAUUAUAUUGAUAAAAUUAGAAAAAGGUUUCAAGGACAACCAAAUAAGUAUAAUCAAUUUUUGAAAAUUCUUCAAAAAUAUGAAGAAGGAAAAGGUGCUGGUGCUAGUUCAAAAUUAACUGAAGCUGAAGUAUAUGUUCAAGUUGCUGAGCUUUUUGAAAAUCAACAAGAUCUGCUUCUUGAAUUUCAACUAUUUUUAUCUGGUACUGCAAAUAAAUCAAAUGACAUGCCUGUUGUACCACAACGUCAUCAAGUGCUAUCAAGAAAACGUAAAUCACCAUUUUCACAUUGAAUUGGAAUGGCAAUAAUGAGCAAGAUUCUAC